This is a messenger RNA of Elaeis guineensis (African oil palm), 2897 nucleotides long. RefSeq names its product transport inhibitor response 1-like protein. NCBI's taxonomy places the organism in Eukaryota, Viridiplantae, Streptophyta, Magnoliopsida, Arecales, Arecaceae. Gene Ontology annotation, cellular component: SCF ubiquitin ligase complex. Gene Ontology annotation, biological process: SCF-dependent proteasomal ubiquitin-dependent protein catabolic process. Gene Ontology annotation, molecular function: protein binding. The record is from RefSeq and is a predicted model, not a curated record.
CAUGCAGUGGUGAGGAACAUGGAAAUUCCAACAGGGAGAGGCACAGACAGCAGCGUGGAGUCUGAGUAAGGGAUGGUAGUAACCAAAUAUAUAAACGAAAUAAAGCCUUUCAAUGUCCCAGAAGGCCAGACCAGACCACCCAUGACCCCUCUCCUCCUCAUGCCUACCCCUUUUCCAUCCUCUGUUUUCCGUCUUUACAUUUCUUUCCUUCUCCCCUGGAUCUCAAUCAAAUAAUUUUAAUCUCUAAUUCACGAAGAGUAUGACUCCCUUCCCACCUCCUAAAACUCGACCCCUCUCUUUCUCCUUCGCCACGAUGAUGAUGAAAUAAUAAUAAUAAUAAUAAUUAUUAUUAUUAUUAUUAUUAUUAUUUUCGUCUCUUCUCCAUCUCUCUGGAGAGGUCGUCCGAGAUGUCAGAGGACGAGGAGGACGAGAGGGGAGGAGGAGGAGAAGGGAAGCGGUGGUCCCCGGAUCUCGUCGGCGGCCGCGGAGGAGGAAGCGGGGGCGGCGACCCUCCGCCGUUCUCCGACCAGGUCCUGGAGAACGUCCUCGAGAACGUUAUCCAGUUUCUGGACUCUCGCCGGGACCGGAACGCGGCCUCCCUGGUGUGCCGGUCCUGGUGCCGCGCCGAGGCACAGACCCGGCGCGACCUCUUCAUUGGCAACUGCUACGCCGUCUCCCCCGCCCGCGCCGUCGAGCGGUUCCGCCGCGUCCGGGCGCUCGUCCUCAAGGGCAAGCCCCGCUUCGCCGACUUCAACCUCGUCCCUCCCAGGUGGGGCGCCGGCUUCUACCCCUGGCUCGCCGCCCUCGUCCCCGCCUACCCCUGGCUCGAGCGCCUCUGCCUCAAGCGGAUGUUCGUCUCCGACGACGACCUCUUCCUCCUCGCCAAAUCUUUCCCCUCCUUCCGCGACCUCACCCUCAUCUGCUGCGAUGGCUUCGGUACCGCCGGCCUCGCCGCCAUCGCCGAGCACUGCAGGCACCUCCGAGUGCUGGAUCUGAUAGAGAACGACGUGGAGGAGGAGAUGGUGGACUGGGUAUCGAGAUUCUCGACGACGAGCUUGGAGUCUCUCGUCUUCGACUGUGUGGGAUGCGCGGUGGACUUGGAUGCCUUGGAGGCGCUCGUGGCCCGCUCCCCCUCCCUCCGGAGGCUGCGGGUGAACCAGCACGUCUCCGUCGCCCAUCUCCGCCGCCUCAUGGCGCGUGCGCCGCAGCUCACCCACCUCGGCACCGGGUCCUUCGGGGACGGCGGUGGCGGGGGAGGGGAGAUGGAGGUGGCCGACCUGAGGGCGGCCUUCGCCGCCUCCAGGUCGCUGGUGUGCCUCUCGGGAUUCCGCGACCUCGCCCCGGAGUACCUCCCUGCCAUCUACCCUGUUUGUGCCAACCUCACUUCUCUCAACCUCAGCUUCGCCGAUAUCACCGCCGAUCAGCUCAUGCCGGUCAUUAUUCGUUGCCACAAUCUCCAGACUUUCUGGGUUCUUGACACCGUUGGUGAUGAAGGCCUUCGGCUGGUGGCUGCGACGUGCAAGGACCUCCGCGAGCUCCGGGUAUUCCCUUUGGAUGCCUCGGAGGACUCCGAGGGCUCUGUUUCGGAUGUCGGUCUGACUGCGAUCUCGCAGGGAUGUCGGAAUCUCCGGUCGAUUCUUUACUUCUGCCAAAGAAUGACCAAUGCCGCUGUGGCGACCAUGUCCGAGAAUUGCCAGGAGCUGGUCGUGUUCCGCCUCUGUAUCAUGGGCCGCCACCGCCCUGAUUACGUCACCAGGGAACCCAUGGAUGAGGGAUUCGGGGCCAUCGUCAUGAACUGCAAGAAGCUCACCAGGCUUGCCGUGUCUGGCCUGCUGACCGACAGGGCGUUUGGAUACAUUGGAAAGUAUGGGAAGUUGUUGAGGACCCUUUCGGUGGCCUUCGCAGGGAACACCGACUUGGCUCUGAGGUACGUGCUCGAAGGGUGCCCCAAGUUGCAGAAGCUUGAGAUCAGGGACAGCCCUUUUGGGGAUGCAGGUCUUCUCUCUGGGAUUCACCAUUACUAUAACAUGAGGUUCUUGUGGAUGAAUUCUUGUAAGCUUUCGAUUAGGGGUUGCAAGGAAGUAGCGCGGAGGCUACCUCACUUGGUGGUGGAAGUGAUCAGGGAUAAACUUGAGGAAGAUGAUGUCGAGGCUGUCGAGAAGUUAUACUUGUACCGGUCUCUUGCAGGGCGUAGGGAUGAUGCACCUCCAUUUGUGGAGAUUUUAUAAGCUCUGCCUUUCAGUAGAGAUACUAGGGAGAAGAACAAGCCUGCCUCUUUACUUCUGGGUGUGGCUGAGGAGCUCAAUUCCAAGUGGACAAUGUUUUGAUUCAAAGCAAUGAGCAUGAAUUUGGUGGACAGUUUUCAUAACCCACCAGAUACUUCUCAUGCUUCUUGCCUUUAAGAGGGGAUAGCUCCAUUAUUAUUAUUUUUUUCUUUUUAAUCGCCUAUUCCCCUUAUGCUUUGGUUGUCGGAACAGCAUAUGCAAUGAGGAAUCUAUCUUCCAGGGAUCUCUUUCUUCUGUUCGCACAGAUGAAAAAUUUGAUGAGGUAGAAGCAGAGGAGGAGCAUAUCUAGAAGUGGAAAAGAGUAAUAUUAUGUUGUUGUAUGGAUAGAACAUUAUUUAUACAAUCUUGUAUCAUCAUGAGAUCAUCAUAAGAGCAAGGCUACACAGGUGAUUGGCCUGAGCAAGGUGGUUUCAGAUGCGUCAUGGAUGCAUCCUAUGCCUCAAGUGUGCUGAGACCUCUCAUUUUCCUCUGUUCCCUUGAAGAAGAAAGCCGAGUGUAUGAAACUGAUCUCUAUCAUGUUUAGUAGGAGUUUCUUAGUAUUCGAUGAAAGAAAGAGUUGUCUUUGCUUCUUGUGUUGUGGCUGUUUGUGCAAUAUAUCAGAUGCUUGAAAUC